Messenger RNA from Ostertagia ostertagi, 999 nucleotides. The record is from the annotation of a GenBank genome assembly. Lineage: Eukaryota; Metazoa; Nematoda; Chromadorea; Rhabditida; Trichostrongylidae.
AUGCCAGUUACGACCAAUUUGAAAACUGUUUUCGCAUCUUCGCUAAGAAGAAUAUGCAGCAAAGCAGCGGAAAACGCUCGCAUUAUUGACGAAGAUGGGCCAGAUCUGCCGCAGCGUUUACUGGAAUGUUUCUUGAAGCUGGAACGUUUGAAUGAUUUGGAAUUCAGAUCCGUUCACUUGCUUCGAGGGCGCCGGUCAUUUUCCCACAUAUAUGGCGGACAAUUAGUUGCCCAUUCUCUGAAAAGCGCUACGGAAACUGUGGACCAGGCACUUUCACCUCAUUCAAUGCACUGCUACUUUGUUAAUGCAGGUUCCGUAUUGGAGCCAGUACAUUAUAAUGUGGAACGUAUUAGAGAUGGAAGAAGCUUCGCUACACGUUUAGUGAGAGUUACACAAAAUGACAAGCGAGACCAGCCAAGCACUAUGCGACACGAGACGAAGAUCGAAAUGCCCGCAGGUCCGGAUGGUCUUCUUACUGCAAGAGAUUUGAUGAGAAACUGUCUAGAUGCUUCGAACUCGGAUAAGAUGACGCCUACAGAAGUCUUCAGUGCCUACAAACUAGCUGAAUUCCCACCUACCUUUCAUCGAAUUUUCGAGGCUAGGCCGGUGGAUCAACAAAUUUACAAGCCAGAUUUGAAGGGACCGCUGCAUCGGCCUCAGUAUCAUCUUUGGAUCAAACCUGUUCUAGACAUCGGUACUAACCCUUUGAUGCAACAAUACAUGGCAGCUUACAUAUCAGACUCAACUCUGGUGGAAACCGCGAUAUUGCCGCAUCUUGCAAGGGGAUUCCCUUUCAGCAUGGCAUUUUCCCUUGACCAUUGCCUCUGGUUCCAUCAAACGAGAUUCAAUAUAAAUGAAUGGAUGUUGUGGGAACAAACUAGUGACUUUGCAGGCAACUCUCGUACUCACACUCGAGCCAGACUGUGGACUCGUACAGGUGAUUUGGUGAUGACAGCCGUUCAAGAGGGCCUCGCUCGACCUGUUCGCAAAGAUUCCUAG